Molecule: messenger RNA, 150 nt
Organism: Cetraspora pellucida
Lineage: Eukaryota; Fungi; Glomeromycota; Glomeromycetes; Diversisporales; Gigasporaceae
Source: the annotation of a GenBank genome assembly
GAGGAUGACUGGAUUAAUAAGACUAGACAAUGCUAUUCAAAUUCUGACAUUAGAGAUGCAGAUAUUUUUAUGCAACAAGCUUCUAAUACUUCUAUAAUGAAAGAAAAUGCAUCAAAUAAAAUUGAUUAUCAGACUUUAAAUGAAGAUUAA